This is a messenger RNA of Magnolia sinica, 4308 nucleotides long. Its product is annotated as cellulose synthase-like protein D3. NCBI's taxonomy places the organism in Eukaryota, Viridiplantae, Streptophyta, Magnoliopsida, Magnoliales, Magnoliaceae. The record is from RefSeq and is a predicted model, not a curated record. Gene Ontology annotation, biological process: cellulose biosynthetic process; plant-type primary cell wall biogenesis. Bases 423 to 3857 code for a protein of 1144 amino acids. Gene Ontology annotation, molecular function: mannan synthase activity; cellulose synthase (UDP-forming) activity. Gene Ontology annotation, cellular component: plasma membrane; trans-Golgi network. The transcript is spliced from 4 exons.
UUCAAACGCCUAUAGGAAGGAAAUUCGAAAAAAGAACCCACCAAACUCCGCUUUCCUCGACUCUCUCAUUUCCUUCCAUCUCUGUCCGAAAUCCCCAAAACCCUAAAUACGGAGUCGCGUUUCCGAGAUUUCUCUGCAGAAAAAAACGCAUUUCCGGAGCUCUGAAGAGCUUCGAAUCCACUCUCGUUUCAACACUCGCGUAUAAAUCCAUCUAAAGCACGCCAUCCUGACUUUCUGCGAAUAAAAAAAACCAAAGUGAUGGCGUCGUAGGCUUGGACUUUUGGUUCGGACCGAGUCGCUAUGACAGCUUCAGACAGUCGGAUUUGAAAGUUUCAGACAGUCGUUUCCAGCUCUUCUUUUAUAUCGUGCCGGAUCUGUAUAAAAUAGCAUCCGACGGUUGAUUCAUCUCUGCAGUUUUUAAAAUGGCUUCUAGUUCUUUCAAAGGGAGCCGCUUUUCUCGAUCGCUGGUGUCGGAUGUGGAAUUGCAGCAAGGCAAUCCUCAGUCCCCUCGGACUGUUGCAUUUGGCCGGAGAACUUCAUCUGGUCGGUACAUCAGUUUCUCAAGGGAUGAUCUUGACAGUGAAAUUGGUAGUGGUGAAUAUGCGAACUACACAGUCCACAUCCCACCAACACCUGACAACCAGCCCAUGGACCCAUCAAUCUCAGCAAAGGUCGAAGAGCAGUACGUUUCUAAUUCUCUCUUCACUGGCGGAUUCAACAGCGUGACCCGAGCUCACCUCAUGGACAAAGUGAUUGAUUCUGAGACAAACCAUCCCCAGAUGGCUGGUGCCAAGGGGUCUUCGUGUGCGGUCCCCGGAUGCAAUUCCAAGGUUAUGAGCGACGAGCGUGGGAUGGACAUCCUCCCCUGUGAGUGCGAUUUCAAGAUCUGCAGGGAUUGUUAUCUGGAUGCCGUUAAGACGGGAGGGGGGAUUUGCCCAGGGUGCAAGUAUCCCUACAAAGAGAUGGAUUUGGAUGAGGUGAGCAUGGAUGCAGGACGGCCACUUCCAUUACCGCCACCGAAUGGGAUGUCAAAGAUGGAGAGGAGGUUGUCUGUGAUGAAAUCAACCAAGUCAGUGUUGAUGCGGAGCCAGACAGGCGAUUUUGAUCAAAACCGCUGGUUGUUUGAGACAAAGGGGACUUAUGGAUAUGGUAAUGCUAUCUGGCCAAAGGAAGGGGAUUUUGGGAAUGGGAAUGGUGAUGAGGCUGGAGACGCACCUUCUGAACUGAUGAACAAGCCAUGGAGGCCACUCACACGCAAAUUGAAGAUCCCUGCAGCAAUUAUCAGCCCAUAUAGGCUUCUCAUCUUUGUCCGGAUGGCUGCCCUUGGUUUGUUUCUUGCAUGGAGAAUCAAUCACCCGAAUGAGGAUGCAAUCUGGUUGUGGGGAAUGUCUGUUGUUUGUGAGAUCUGGUUUGCUUUCUCUUGGCUGCUAGACCAGCUUCCCAAGCUGUGCCCUGUUAACCGUGCCACCGAUCUUGCUGUCCUGAAAGAGAAGUUUGAAGAGCCGGGCCCUCACAACCCCACUGGGAAAUCUGAUCUUCCGGGAAUAGAUGUCUUUGUUUCUACUGCUGAUCCAGAAAAGGAACCUCCAUUGGUCACUGCAAAUACCAUACUAUCUAUCCUUGCAGCCGAUUACCCUGUUGAGAAGCUCGCAUGCUAUGUUUCAGAUGAUGGAGGCUCCCUUCUGACCUUCGAAGCAAUGGCUGAAGCUGCGAGCUUUGCUGACCUGUGGGUUCCCUUCUGCCGGAAACAUGAAAUUGAGCCCAGGAACCCUGAAAGCUAUUUCAAUUCCAAGAGCGAUCCUUACAAAAACAAGGUGCGCCCAGAUUUUGUCAAGGACCGAAGACGGGUAAAGCGGGAGUAUGACGAAUUCAAGGUCCGGAUCAAUGGGCUACCAGAUUCGAUCAGGCGACGGUCUGAUGCUUUCCAUGCUCGAGAGGAGAUCAAGGCCAUGAAGCUUCAGAGACAAAACCCAACUGAUGAACCAGCUGAAAGAGUGAAGAUCCCAAAAGCUACUUGGAUGGUUGAUGGCACUCAUUGGCCUGGUACCUGGUUGGUCCCUUCACCUGAGCAUACUAGGGGUGACCAUGCUGGAGUCAUACAGGUGAUGCUGAAGCCUCCGAGUGAUGAACCAUUGAAAGGGACUGCUGAUGACACCAGGCUCCUUGACCUCACCGACGUCGAUAUUCGUCUGCCGUUGCUGGUUUACGUCUCCCGUGAGAAGCGCCCUGGCUAUGACCACAACAAGAAGGCAGGCGCCAUGAAUGCACUUGUCCGUGCCUCUGCCAUCAUGUCCAACGGGCCUUUCAUCCUCAACCUCGAUUGUGACCACUACAUUUACUACUCCCAGGCCUUGAGAGAGGGCAUGUGCUUCAUGAUGGACCGUGGUGGGGACCGUAUCUGCUACGUCCAGUUCCCACAGAGGUUCGAGGGCAUUGACCCCUCUGACCGUUAUGCCAACCACAACACCGUUUUCUUUGAUGUCAACAUGCGUGCUCUCGAUGGACUCCAGGGCCCUGUCUAUGUCGGCACUGGAUGCCUUUUCCGUCGAAUUGCCCUCUAUGGUUUUGACCCACCUCGCUCGAAAGAACACCCUGGUUGUUGCAGCUGCUGCUUUGCCCGUCUCAAGAAGCCUGCGUCCGUUGCUGCAACCUCAGAAGAGAAUCGUGCACUACGAAUGGGAGACUCUGACGAAGAUGACAUAAACCUCUCGAUGCUGCCUAAGAGAUUUGGUAACUCAGCUUUCCUUAUUGAUUCGAUCCCAGUGGCAGAGUUUCAAGGCCGGCCUCUUGCUGACCACCCAGCAGUGAAGAAUGGCCGGGCCCCGGGUGCUCUCACCAUCCCUCGUGAGCUGCUUGAUGCAUCUACAGUUGCAGAGGCAAUCAGCGUCAUUUCCUGCUGGUAUGAAGAUAAAACUGAGUGGGGCCAGCGUGUUGGGUGGAUUUAUGGGUCUGUGACGGAAGACGUGGUCACUGGUUAUCGGAUGCACAACAGGGGAUGGAAGUCGGUUUAUUGUGUGACCAAACGGGAUGCCUUCCGCGGCACUGCUCCAAUCAACCUCACCGAUCGGUUGCACCAGGUGCUCCGCUGGGCCACUGGCUCGGUUGAAAUAUUCUUCUCUCGCAACAAUGCCCUCCUUGCCAGCUCAAGAAUGAAGUUCUUGCAGAGAAUCGCAUAUCUAAAUGUCGGAAUUUACCCAUUUACCUCAUUCUUCCUAAUAGUCUACUGCUUCCUCCCAGCACUCUCACUCUUCUCUGGCCAGUUCAUAGUCCAGACGCUCAAUGUCACCUUCCUUAUCUACCUUCUGCUCAUCACCUUGACCCUCUCCAUGCUGGCGGUGCUCGAGAUCAAGUGGUCAGGAAUUGAUCUAGAAGAGUGGUGGCGUAACGAGCAGUUCUGGUUGAUUGGAGGUACGAGUGCACAUCUUGCUGCUGUCCUUCAAGGGCUUCUGAAGGUGAUUGCUGGGAUUGAGAUCUCCUUCACCUUGACGUCAAAGUCGGGGGGUGAUGAUUUGGAUGAUGAAUUCGCCGACCUCUACAUGGUGAAGUGGACCUCACUCAUGAUACCGCCCAUCACCAUCAUGAUGACCAACCUGAUUGCCAUUGCAGUCGGGGUCAGCCGCACCAUAUACAGCACGAUACCACAGUGGAGCCGCCUCCUGGGUGGUGUCUUCUUUAGCUUCUGGGUUCUGGCACAUCUCUACCCAUUCGCUAAGGGGCUGAUGGGGAGGAGAGGGAGGACACCUACGAUCGUCUUUGUCUGGUCGGGGCUCAUCGCCAUCACAAUCUCGCUCCUUUGGGUGGCUAUCAACCCUCCGUCAGGGAAUACUCAGAUCGGAGGUUCAUUCCAGUUCCCUUGAAUCCAUCACGUGGGGCAGUGACCAUGCUAGAUGCAGAUGCACAGGAAUGUGGGACCAUUCUCGGGAGCCUGGAUGGCUUUGGACUGUCAAUUCUUUUGCCGACAAGUUGAUGCCAGUCAUGUUUUUAUCAGUAGGCAGAUGGCUGAGCAGCCCAUGUAUGUAUGGAGGUGUGCAGGUAAGGAUGAUAUCUGAAAUUAUUUUGUUUAUACUUUAAAAAAAAUAAAAUUCGUUUCUCCAUUUGAAUUUGAUGCUUAACACAGGAGGCAUAUGUGGAUGUACUCAAAUACGGUAGAGUUGUAGAUGAUGGCCGGCGAAUGAGCAGCAGUAUUUGUUUUGUAAUUUAGAGGUGGGGAUGGGAAACUGAACUAAUUGGUGGCAGCCAUGGUUCGCUCCAUGGGAUGCCUGGAUUUAUUCUUGAUUUUUAGGUGUAUGCACAAUCAUUUGAGGUUUC